Malassezia restricta is the source of this 3222-nucleotide messenger RNA. RefSeq lists its product as uncharacterized. The coding region runs from base 1 to 3222 and encodes 1073 amino acids. The record is from RefSeq and is a predicted model, not a curated record. Gene Ontology annotation, biological process: protein secretion. NCBI's taxonomy places the organism in Eukaryota, Fungi, Basidiomycota, Malasseziomycetes, Malasseziales, Malasseziaceae. The transcript has a single exon.
AUGCCCACGGACGCACGCGACGUGUUGCGUGCGGCUGCGAUUCUCACUGGUGAUCGAGACUAUGAGCUGCUGAUUGAAAAGCCUCUGCGCGGUCCAGAGAACGUCGACGCGGUGAUCCAGCGCCGACUCGCGGUGUUUCUCGAGCUCACCAUCCCGCUGCAGCCGUCCGAGACGCUGCGGUCGAUGAACGACUCGGUGCGUUGGCAGACGGGUGUCUGGGGCCUCGCAUGCCUCGUGCAUAUCCACCAAGUCGCCAUGUCGUACAGUGAGCCCAGCGAUGGCGCACCGCUGCUCGGUGCGCGCGACUUGAGCAUGCUCAAAAAGCUGGUGGCGGUGACGUUUGCCUGGCUCGUCGUGCCGGCGACGUCCGCGUUUGACCGGACGUAUCCGUCCAACGUCGACUUGAGCGACCUUGUGACGGCAUUCCAUGUACUUUUGCACAAAAGCGACGCGGCGCCGGCCGCCGACACGGCUCUGCCUGUCUCGCCGUUGGCGCAUACGGAUGUGGCGGUGCUGGUGAUGCGCGUGUACCUCGUGGAUGUGCUGCGGAUUCUGAUCCGCAUGGCGUACGGCUCGGCGUCAGCGCUAGCGCUCUCUAUGGUCCAGGACAUGCUGGACACGCUGCCGACGACAACGAUGCUGUCGGCUCUGCGCAGUGUGCCGACACGGAGUGUCUUUGCCGCGUCGCCGUCGUCCGACGACACGUCCCCGUCCAUCACACCGAGCGUGCCUGCGUUUGUCGGCGAGACGUGUGCGCGCCUCUUGUCGCAGCAGCUCUUGCGCCCGGCAGGCGUGCGCUCGCUCAUGAUCGGCAUGUUGGGUGCGAAUGAAGACGACUUGCUCGAGUGCGAGGUCGACUUUGACUCGAACGCUAUAUCCCAGCGCCUCGACGGCCUAGCGCGUCUCCUUUCCACGCCGCCAAAAGACAUGGAUCGCCCGACGUACUAUAUGAAAAUCACGCCGCACAUCCUCGAUGUGCUCGACCCGGUGACGCCGCCAGGCACGACGCCCGUGCAUGGCACUCACCGACGGGCUGCUGCCUUUACGUGCGUGCGAAUGUACGAAGCCGAUGCCAAGUCGAUGCAAGCUGCGCUCGACACGAACCUGUGGCGCGUCCUGGAGCCGGCCUCCGAUCCGCCAUCGCCCGCGCAGAUUGACAUGGUGCUCCGGCGCAUGUUUGCAGCUGUGACACUCGCGCCGCCGUCGCCCCCCUGGAUUCAUGCGGCGUGUGCGCGGAUGAUGCACCGUUUCCUGGCGCUCGACACGCAUCUGCAUAUGCCGACGCUCACGCCGCGGUCCGUCGAUGCCUUGCGCGACACCCAGGCGGCGAAUCUGCAAGAGACGCUCCUUACCUGGUUCCGUGUGUGCUCUGAAGACGAGAUUGUGUCGACACUGCACAGUGCGCUGCGUCGCUCGCUGGACGAUACGUGGCAUUGGUACGACGUGCCCGAGGGGGGCGUGGGUCUCGUGGAGCGCCCGAUCUUCCUGCCGGACGUGACGACGCUGCUGGAUGCCGUGGACAUCUCGACGCACGAGGGCGAUGUGCCACCGCCGCCGAAAGGCUUGACGCGCUCGUUCGGGUGGGCGAUUGAUCCGGCGCGCAUGUGCGUUCUCAUCAAGCAGGCCGAGCGCCCGCCACUGGCGAGUGCGCUGCUGCUCAAUGCGAUGGACGAGCACCGACGGACACGGAGCCGCAUGUCCUCUGGCCUGAUGCACGAUGAGACGGUCUCGCUGGAUCGCCGGGCGAUCUACUACCUGCAGCUCGUGUUCCAGCUGUUUGAUGCGUUUGGUGAUGUGAUGAUGGAAGAAGGGGACAUUGAUCGCGUGCUGCACUUUAUCGACUUUGCGUGCCACGAUGACGAAUCGGUGCUGGACGCGGAUUUGUGCAAUACGGCUCUGGAGCUGCUGCUCUCGCUGCUCGAGCGGCACGCGACUCUCACGCCCGUGUCGACGCCCAUGCUGCGUGUCAUGGCCGACCGCCUCGAGCGCUUCCGCGACAUGCCGAACCCCACGACACAGGCGCUCAGUCAGGAGCUGCUGAUGACGCUCUCGGCGCGAUCCAAGUUUGAGGGCCUGCCGCCCUCGGCGACUGCCAAGCCCGAAUACCUCCAAGUGUACCACGAGGCUUUGCAGUACCUGCAAGAUCCCAUCUUGCCCGUUCGUGCGCAUGGCCUGCAUCUGCUCACGCGUCUCGUCUCCCGCGUCGCUCGGAACCACUCGGCCAAGUGUUAUGGCGACGAAUUAGACCAUGCCCUGAUCCCGGAAAUUUUUGACCUCUUCCUCCAUGCCAUCCAGGACGACGAGAGCUUCUUGUACCUGAACGCCGUGCAGGGACUCGCCCAAAUGGCCAUGAGCUGGCGAGACGCCGUGCUGCGGCCCCUGAUGGCGAUGUACGUCGGUGGUGACAAGACCCAGGACGGCAUGUCGCAUGCGCUCUCGUACGGCCAGGAACUGACGCAGCGUGAGACGGAUCAGCGCCUGCGGAUUGGCGAAGCGAUUCUGCAGGUGCUCCAGCACCUCGGCGAAGCGGUCGUGUCGGAGCUGGAUCGUAUUGUGCCGCCGCUCCUCACCGCUGUACGCAAUCCGCUCUUCUCUGCGACGCUGCGCAGCUCGUUCAUCUCGAUUCUCGGUACGUGCGUCGAGAUUGCGCCCACGGCUCUGGCGGCCGACCGCUCCUCGGUGCACAUGGUGCACAUGUGCACGGAGCUGAUUCAGGCCACGACGGAGCGCCGUGCGAUCCGCCAGCGGAGCAGGGUGCGUGCGAGCGUCCAGGGUGUGGGUGCCGGUGGCGAGGUCACGGAGCGCUCGCUGGACGACGAGGAUGAGGAAGAGGCGAUGUGGGAACGUGAAGCUACGAGCGGCACGGACCGCGACGUGCAUCGCCCUCAGCUGCGCCGAGCGGCGCUGCUGCUCCUGCUCAUGCUCCUGCGUGCGACGCAGGAGCAGCUCGAUGACUAUCGCGAGUCGUGUGAGCGCGAUCUCGACGAUAUCGAUGCGCCGCUCUCGGCAUUGCGCCUGCCGGGCGGGGGCGUGCUGCCUGACGUCCAUGGCCGCGCGAAGCCGACGCUGCCUCCGCUGCUAGUGCCUGUGGACGUGCUCGGCAGUGUCAUGCCGGUCGUCACGUACAUGGCGCAAGAAGAGGCGGACAAUGUGGUGCGUGUGCAGGCGCAAGACUGCAUUGAUCAUAUCCGACUCGUCGAGCUCGCGUACAUAGGUCUGUAG